CCUCAAACCGAUCUUGAUCGGUUAUUCAUCACCCACAACGACGACUUUUUACCGCCAAGUCGCCCGACGAGCCAUCAUCCAGCCUGCGCGAAAACUUCCGCCCGACGAGUUUUCGCCAUUUACGAGUCCUUUUCACCUUCCGCACCGACCGAACGACCGACUUCGGGGCCCGCCGAAGACGACCUGUGCAUGACGGUUUCGACGACCCAAAGCGAUUGCCGUCGGCAUUCUGGCGCGACUUGCCACCGCGGACAGCAAUUUUGAGACUUCAGUUUUUCGGCCAGGCGCAUCGGUAGCAUCAGUUUGCAGCUCCUAGAGGGUUUGCGCGACGGACUCCUUUGAUCGUGUCGAAUUUUUUUUUUUCGAUUCUUUUUUUUUUUCGAUUCUUUUUUUUUUUCUAUCUUGGUUGCCCGCUUGGCCGAGACGUAGAUUUGACCGACCGGGAUUCAACAAUCUCUGCGAACUAGCUUAUCAAGAGUUUCUUGGCCACGGUUCGAACACAGAGGCUGGGUAUUUUCGAACAAUACUCAAAUCGCAGUCUGCGCUCGACCAUCAUGUCCUUCCAUCCUCAGACCCCGCAGAGUCCCUCGCAAACGUCCCCGAGCAUAAGCGAUCCGUCUACGAGUCUGAACUCGUCCAUGACAUCAACGACCACAAAUCUUCCGACACCUGCUCAUUCCGUCACCGGCAGCUGUCUUCCAUCCGAGAUGAACCCCGAUAUCAUAAUGGGCGAUGAUACGCCCCAAAAGCGCAAGCGAGCGCUCGAAGAUGGCGGAGACAGAGACCAUAAGAAGGCCCAUAUCGAGGACCGCAGACUCGGUAUUGAAAACCUGCACAUGGAUGUUGGCGAAAAAUACCUGCUUUGCAGAACUCAGCAUGUGUCUUCGUUCCCUCGCAUGUCAGACGACCUUUUCGAAGCGUUUGGCCUUACAGGUAUCGCCGCCGAAGUUGCCCGCGUCUUGCCGAAUGGUGAGAAAAAUGCGAUGCGCAAGACGUACAAGGGUCAUAUCAAGAAACUUGGAGUUGCCGGUCACUUCGAUGCUGUCAAGAAAAACCAUGAGGACCCGAGCAGCUUAUUAGCAAUGUACUUUGCACCGGCAGAGGAUUGGAUUAACACUGAAGUCCACGGGAAAGACAUCACUGCCGGACUAUCAAAUGAGGCACUACAAAAUCUUUCACGUGCGACUACAAUGGCGAGGGGUCCUAUUUCCAAAAAGGACUGGGACACGUCUGUGUUGGGUGAUUUGGACAAAGCUGCCAAGCAAACCUCAUCGGCCAAGGUCACCGCACCAAACACACCUCUUAACCUCCCACCAUUAAACAGACCCAAAGGUUCUCAGCCGCCCGCUGGUGAGGCAGCCCGGAUACGUAGGGUUGGGAAGAAGCGAAGCUACGGUGAUAGCAGCUUCGAAGGCUACAGUGAAGCCUUUACGGAUGAUGAUCCGGGGGCAGAUGUUGGCUAUUCUACAGGCGAGGGUGAUGGCGGGCAGAAACGAAGGAAAAAGAACCCUGGCACUCCCGCCCAGAACUAUCCUUCUGCCGUUCGCCAGCAAAACUACGGGCCCGGCAUGGUGGGUGCAUAACGUGUCCAGUACAAUGGGCUAGAUCAAACACGUCUGCCAAUGUCGGCUACAGAAUGUUUGCACCACCGUUCAAGCGAGAGCGAAAACACAGCGAGACGACGAUGCUCAGGGAUUUCGUCGUCAAACCUCGCAUUUCUCUCCGAGCAAUCGAUAAGAGAGAAUGCUCCUGAUGUGAUACUUGAGUUUACACUUCCGUACUCUCAUAACCACAUUGUGAAGUUUGGCAUGCCCAGUUUCACUGAGGAGCCACCCUAUCCAGCCCUCGUCGGAAUGAUACACAAACUCUCAUACAAAAAGUUCAGCGGCCAUCAAAACUCAAACCUGGAUUGUCUGUCCAGUGGUCUUUCUCGAUGCCCACAGCGAGAGAGACGCAGCUACUGGUUAAUACCCCGGUAUAUAUCCGUCAACUAUUCGACCAGGGUGAGCCGGUUUGGGUACGAACAAGGCUGCAAAGAUCUGACUGGUCUUUGGGUCCCGUUCCGUCUUGCGUCUAUUGACGUCGUCUUUUUGGCUUCUUUCCACUUCCUGAUUCUAUAUCCUCUUUACAGCAUGGCGUUGGGGAUUCAACGGCACAAGGAAAUUGAUGCAAUAAUGAAAAAUGCAUUUCUCUCUUUCCUCCUUCCUAACUGUUGUUUUCUUUUUCUUGCUCUUUUUUUUUCCUAGUCGGGGGGGUCUUACUCUUUGCAAAAUACCACAAAACAUAUUUCAUCGGUUUAUUCAAUAUUCAUUACACAAGAUCACGCAUCGUUACCUGUUUCCAAGGUCGAUCACUGGGUGUGGGAAGACGAGAAAGGGGCCUGGUUUUCGGCUUGUCGGAAUGUCUACAGGAGGGAGGUAGGAUUGGCUGGCAGGUACCCAAAAUCCUUGGAUUUUUUUAUUGUACUUACUUGAUCGCGGGGCUGUUAGGAUGAUCUGGGUCCCUACACAGCAGUGCGGUCUGAAAAGCUUCGGCCGCUCGUGUUGUCACGUCUGGGGGAAUAGGUGGACGACUUCUGAGUAGGAGUGCCCAUCACUUUCGGUUUGUUUGCUUGGUCGGCUCUUCGAGUGUUUAUAUGCUCUCUAUAGGCAAACAAACAAAGCGUCUUUUGUCAAGUGAGUGAGUGAGAUUUAUGGAAGAUGCAGUGCGAAAUCCACGUUGGUAUUAUCA
This is a messenger RNA of Pyricularia oryzae 70-15, 2730 nucleotides long. RefSeq lists its product as hypothetical. Gene Ontology annotation, molecular function: transcription coregulator activity. Gene Ontology annotation, cellular component: mediator complex. The coding region runs from base 555 to 1583 and encodes 342 amino acids. The record is from RefSeq and is a predicted model, not a curated record. The transcript has 3 exons. Gene Ontology annotation, biological process: regulation of transcription by RNA polymerase II. Lineage: Eukaryota; Fungi; Ascomycota; Sordariomycetes; Magnaporthales; Pyriculariaceae.